AUGGGCAGCCUCGCCGGCGGGGUGGUGGCCAGGAGGCUACGGUUCUUGUGCCUACACGGGUUCCGGACCAGCGGUGAAAUCAUGCUGAAGCAGGUGGUGGGGAAUUGGCCCGACGAGGUCACGGCGCGCUUCGACCUCGUCUUCGCCGACGCUCCCUUCCCCGCCGAGGGCAAGUCAGACGUCGACGACAUCUUCGACCCGCCCUACUACGAGUGGUUCCAGUUCGACAAGGUCCUCCACCCUCCACCUUCCCCCCUUCCUCCCGUAUUCUACUACGAGUGGUCUGUUAUUCAAAUUUGA
Molecule: messenger RNA, 300 nt
Organism: Hordeum vulgare subsp. vulgare (domesticated barley)
Lineage: Eukaryota; Viridiplantae; Streptophyta; Magnoliopsida; Poales; Poaceae
Exons: 1
Coding region: 1-300 (99 amino acids)
Source: RefSeq, a predicted model, not a curated record